Monoraphidium neglectum is the source of this 369-nucleotide messenger RNA. RefSeq names its product inner membrane protease subunit 1. The record is from RefSeq and is a predicted model, not a curated record. Gene Ontology annotation, cellular component: mitochondrial inner membrane peptidase complex; membrane. Bases 1 to 369 code for a protein of 122 amino acids. The transcript has 4 exons. Gene Ontology annotation, molecular function: serine-type endopeptidase activity. Lineage: Eukaryota; Viridiplantae; Chlorophyta; Chlorophyceae; Sphaeropleales; Selenastraceae.
AUGUUCCCGACGUUCAACGGCCGCGGCUGGAACGUGGUCGUGGCGGAAGCGCUGCCGGGCGUGCACGACCGCGUCGAAGUCGGGGACGUCGUGAUCUGCAUCCGGCCGGUCAACGCGCGCGAGAGCGUCAUCAAGCGCGUCACCGCGGUCGAGGGCCAGACGGUGUCGCUGUAUUCACGGGGCAGCACGGCGCCGACGCGGUUGCAGGUGCCCACCGGCCACAUAUGGCUGCAGGGGGAUAACCUGAUCAUGUCACGCGACAGCCGCGAGUACGGCCCCGUGCCGCUGGCCUUAGUCAGGGGCCGAGUGAUCUGCCAGCUGCUGCCGGACUUUAAGUGGGUGCAGUCGCGGCUGCCGGGCCAGGCCUGA